AGAAAUAAGGAGAGUGAAAGCGAGCCACACGAUGGGGUAUGGCGGAAGAAGAAGCAUCGACCGAGUAAUUGAGACGGAUCAAGCUGCUAUUGACUAUGAGAGAGACUCUGUUUCCAAUUACUUUGCUCUCUGUAUUUCUCGCCGGGAGUUCACAUUACCUCUCGGAACAUUAAUCCUCCCUCCUUUGAUUAGCCAACUCUAGUGUUGUAGGAAGGGCUGCAUGCGAUUUCAACUCUAGUCUAGUGGCUUCCUUUUUUUCUCGGGACAAUUCGCAGCCAGGUGUGUUGUAUUUCCCGAAGGUUCGUUGUGCUUUUCCUUCGAUCGAAGAAUCAAUCAUUCGGUAAAUUGGAUAAUUUGAUUGUGGAGAUCAAGAGGUGAACUCUGAGUGUGAUGAGUGAGCCAAAGGUCAGGCGUUGGGUUGGAAAGUACGAGGUUGGAAGAACCAUUGGUGAAUGUGCUUUUGCAAAAGUGAGGUUUGCUCGACAUUCUGAGACAGGACAACCCGUGGCUCUCAUGAUCCUUGAUAAAGAGAAGGUUCUUAACCAUAAGAUGGCUGCUCAAAUUAAGAGAGAUAUUUCUACUAUGAAGUUGAUAAACCAUCCAAAUGUUCUUCAGCUUUAUGAGGUUUUGGCGAGCAAGGCGAAGAUGUAUAUUGUCCUAGAGUUCAUCAGUGGUGGAGAGCUUUUUGAAAAAAUUAAAAUUGAUGGGCGCAUGAAUGAAGACGACGCACGGAGAUACUUCCAGCAGCUUAUCAACGCAGUUGAUUAUUGCCACACCAACGGUGUGUACCACAGAGACUUGAAGCCAGAAAAUUUGCUUCUUGAUGCUCAAGGAAAUCUGAAAGUCUCUGAUUUUGGAUUCAGUGCCUUGUCCCAACAAGUCGAGGGAAAUGGCCUUCAUCACACUGCAUGUGGAACUCCAAACUAUGCUGCUCCUAAGGUUCUUACUGAUCAAGACUACGAUGGGGCAAAGGCAGACUUGUUGUCAUGUGGAGUGAUACUCUUUGUGCUACUUGCUGGUUAUUUGCCUUUUGAGGAUUCUAGUCUCACGACGUUGUACAAAAAGAUCUCAUCUGCUGAAUUCAGUUUUCCUACUUGGCCCUCUUCUGGUGCUAAGAACUUGAUCGUCCGAAUCUUGGAUCCAAACCCUAUCACUCGUAUCACAAUUCCAGAGAUUUUGGAAGAUGUGUGGUUCAAGAAAGAUUACAAGCCAGCUGUGUUUGAAGAGAAGAAUGAAGCAAAUUUGGCUGAUGUGGAAGCUGUUUUUAACGAUUCUGAAGAUGGGAGAGUGCAAUUGAGGUCAUUUCCUUGUGUGAUAUGUUCAGGUGGUACUACUUGUGGCGACGUUCGUUCAAGGACCAAACUGAUGAACGGGUUGAUAGAACGAGGGAGACCGCAAGAGGCACAUUCCAUUUUCAACACUCUUAUUGAGGAAGGCCACAAGCCAAGCAUCAUCACAUACACCACUCUUGUAACUGCAUUGACCCGUCAGAAGCACUUCCACUCUCUCCUUUCCCUUAUCUCUAAAGUCGAGAAAAAUGGCCUUAAACCCGACACCAUUCUCUUCAAUGCCAUCAUCAACGCCUCUUCCGAGUCUGGAAAUCUCGAUCAAGCAAUGAAGAUCUUUGAAAAAAUGAAGGAAAGUGGAUGUAAACCCACAACAAGUACAUUUAAUACUCUCAUUAAAGGAUAUGGAAAACUUGGUAAGCUAGAGGAAUCUUCAAGACUCCUGGAAAUGAUGUUACGGGAUGAGAUGCUCCAACCAAAUGACAGAACAUGUAACAUACUUGUCCAGGCUUGGUGUAACCAGAGGAAGAUUGAAGAAGCAUGGAACAUUGUAUAUAAGAUGCAAUCUUAUGGGGUAAAACCUGAUGUAGUAACUUUUAACACAUUGGCAAGAGCAUAUGCGCGGGUCGGGUCAACAUAUACAGCUGAGGAUAUGAUCAUACCAAGGAUGUUACACAACAAAGUUAAACCAAAUGUACGUACCUGCGGUACCAUAGUGAAUGGCUACUGUGAAGAGGGUAAGAUGGAAGAAGCUCUGAGGUUUUUCUAUAGAAUGAAAGAACUUGGAGUUCAUCCAAAUCUCUUUGUUUUUAACUCUCUAAUCAAGGGCUUCCUUGACAUCAAGGAUAUGGAUGGAGUUGGCGAGGUGGUGGAUCUGAUGGAAGAAUAUGGGGUAAAACCUGACGUGGUAACAUUUAGCACCUUAAUGAAUGCAUGGAGUUCUGUUGGAGAUAUGAAAAGAUGCGAAGAGAUCUAUAGAGAUAUGUUGGAAGGAGGAAUAGAUCCUGACACUCAUGCAUUUAGUAUCCUUGCCAAAGGGUAUGCUCGAGCUGGAGAGCCCGAAAAAGCGGAGGAAAUCUUGAAUCAGAUGAGAAAAUUUGGUGUUCGCCCAAAUGUAGUGAUCUACACACAGAUCAUAAGCGGUUGGUGCAGCGCGGGUGAGAUGAAGAAAGCAAUGCAGGUAUAUAACAAAAUGUGUAGAAUCGUUGGUUUGUCGCCUAACUUGACUACUUACGAGACUCUUAUAUGGGGAUUUGGGGAAGCGAGACAGCCAUGGAAAGCGGAAGAGUUACUGAAAGACAUGGAAGAGAAGAAUGUUGUUCCCACAAGGAAAACUAUGCAACUCAUAGCUGAUGGAUGGAAAGCUAUUGGUGUCUCUAAUAAUAAUGAUGCCGAUACAUUGGGCUCUUCUUUCUCAACUUCCUCCAAAAUCAAUAUCCCAAAUCAUACCGUCUCAUCGAAAAGCCCAUUGUUCUUAAAGGGAAUGCCUGAGAAACCAAAGCUAUGCAUCAAGUCUCAGUAUGGUUUGAGGCAGAGUGUUUUGGUGGUGUUGUGCAGAGACCAGUUUGGGGAAGCGGGGAGAAUUUGCAAAUUCAUAUAG
Molecule: messenger RNA, 2886 nt
Organism: Camelina sativa (false flax)
Lineage: Eukaryota; Viridiplantae; Streptophyta; Magnoliopsida; Brassicales; Brassicaceae
Product: pentatricopeptide repeat-containing protein At5g21222
Biological process (GO): protein phosphorylation
Molecular function (GO): ATP binding; protein binding; protein kinase activity
Source: RefSeq, a predicted model, not a curated record